Medicago truncatula (barrel medic) is the source of this 684-nucleotide messenger RNA. Its product is annotated as protein NTM1-like 9. The transcript is spliced from 3 exons. Gene Ontology annotation, molecular function: DNA binding. Lineage: Eukaryota; Viridiplantae; Streptophyta; Magnoliopsida; Fabales; Fabaceae. Gene Ontology annotation, biological process: regulation of DNA-templated transcription. The record is from RefSeq and is a predicted model, not a curated record. Bases 1 to 684 code for a protein of 227 amino acids.
AUGGAGACCUCAACUUCAAUGCCCAUAGGUUAUAGAUUCAGACCAACAGAUGAAGAACUUGUGAGUCACUACCUAAAUCACAAGUUGCUUGGUAAUGAUGCGAUUGUCAAUAACGUAAUAGCUGAUGUUGAUUUUUUAGGCUCUGCACCAUGGGAUUUACCAGCAUUGUCCAAGGUGAAAUCGGAUGACAAAGAAUGGUUUUUCUUCACUUGCCUUGAUCCCAUGAAGUCCACCAAAAGCAAAACAAGGUUUAAUAGAAAAACCAAUAUCAAACCUGAAACCGAAACCAAAACCAAAACCAAAGAUGGUUAUUGGAAGAUCACCGGUAAAGAUCGUGAAAUCAAGACAAAAGGUACCAACAUUGUAAUAGGCAUAAAAAAGACUCUUGUUUUCUAUGGUAAUCAACAUGAAAAGACCAACUGGGUUAUGCAUGAGUAUCAUUCCUUUCCUGAUAACAAGGCAUGUGCUUCCCCUCCUCGAUUGGAUAUGGAAUAUUUCUUUCCAGAAACACCGAUUGAAGAGGAGUGUAGCAUAAAAUCACUGCUAAAACCAACCAGUCUUGAGAACGAAAACGGCAUUGGACACGAUCAACCUGAAGCUUUUGAAGAGGACAGUGCUGAUGAUUCUUCGUUCGUUGAUUCAAUUUUGAACGAUGGUGUUUCAAUUAGUAAAGAAACAAGUUAA